Molecule: messenger RNA, 3696 nt
Organism: Silurus meridionalis
Lineage: Eukaryota; Metazoa; Chordata; Actinopteri; Siluriformes; Siluridae
Gene: nup133
Product: nucleoporin 133
Biological process (GO): protein import into nucleus; poly(A)+ mRNA export from nucleus; transcription-dependent tethering of RNA polymerase II gene DNA at nuclear periphery
Cellular component (GO): nuclear pore outer ring
Molecular function (GO): protein binding; structural constituent of nuclear pore
Source: RefSeq, a predicted model, not a curated record
UGCGACAUUUCUUCUCCUCGGAGUGACGCAAAUCCUGCGCGCGUUUAUUUGAUCGGACGGUGUGCGCGCGCUCAGUGUGAGCCUGUGUAGUGUAUUAGACAUUCGAAAGGAUUUAACGUCAUUCUUCUUCUCUUCUUAUUCCUAUUAUUACCGGUUAGAAAUUAGAGACUGAAUCGGGAUGUUUACUCCACGCGGAACACCAGGCACACCGGGACGCCGGCACACCACCAGAACCGGCGGCAGGAAGAACAUCAACACUCCGUCAGGACUGCUGUUCUCCCCACGGAGAGCUUCUCUUACACCCGGCCGAGCAACUCCGACACGUGUACAGAGCUGCACCACGGUGGACUCGGACCACUUUGACGUGCAGACGUUCGGCUCGUCUCUGCCUGUUAAAGUGAUGGAGGCUCUGACCAUGGCAGAAGCGGAUGACCAGAUCUCGGUGAAGGUGGAGGAGACGGGCUGGGCGUGGAUGGUGUGUGGGGAGAGGCUGAUCAUUUGGAAGAUCUCACAGACUGCAGUAGCGAAGUUGUCUGUGUGUAAGGACCUGCAGUUGUCCCCCAGUGUGUACGCCUACAGUGCUGAUCUCAUCUCCAUCAGCUCAUCAUCUGCGCUGGAGUCAGCAUCGGUGCAGUCUGUGUGUGUGCUGGCCGUGUCUCCGGAGGGUUCGGCCCGGUUCUGGCCCAGUCUGGCCCACGAGGGGACGUACACAGAGACGCACACGGAUCUGGGAGGACAUCUUUGUAACUACGUCACGGCCGUCAGGGGGGGCAGCUUCAUCGUGUCCUCGUACCGCGGGCAGCUGCUCCGGGUCGGUAUGGAGGCUUCCGGAAAGCUCUAUCAGCGGGCGGUGCAGCAGGGACAGGGGAUGCUGUCAGGGAUCGGACGACGCGUCUCGAGUCUGUUCGGCCUUCGCAGCCCCCCCGCCGACACCAGCGUGUAUAGUGUGUUGUGGGCUCGAGACUCAGGAUGCCUCUACACUCUCAGCACGUGUGGUUUGAACAAGUGGGAGGUCGGGGACACCACGGAGGUUCAGGUCCUGAGCUGGAACGCCUGCCCGAGUCUGUCAGACAGCAUCGCAGACGCCAUCUGGGGUUCGGAGAGUAACUAUGCAGAGAUGAAGGCAGGUGUUAACGUGGCAUAUCUGGACAUGCAGCUCAGUCACACUGGUUUGGUUGUGUUAGCUGCAGCGUGGCAUCCUGCUGAUAAUCCAUGUUUGGCGUAUUUCUGCUUGGUCACACUUCCAGACACCAUGCUACCUGCGUCAGAAGAACUCUAUGUAGAGGUCACCAAGUACAACCCUCCAUUUCAGAGUGAGGAGGAGCUCCAUAAGACGAGGUUGGUGUUGCCGCGGGUGAAAAGUCCUGCCGCGUAUCUCUAUAACGAGGAGCUGGUGUACACGUGCACCACCGGUGCCGGGCGCAGCGGCCUCCCUGAAGAGAAGCUCACGUUCAAUGCCUCCGGUGACCGUAUUCGCGGCGGAGGCGUGUGUGCCGACUUGCCCGUUGUCUUCUCCCAUAUGAACGGCCUGGUUGCCGUGGUGCCCAGAGAGAGUGCCUCCAUCUUGCCAGAGACCAUGGAGGAUUCUCUGUGUACUUCCCUGGCCGGACCUGGACCUGAGGGGGCGCUGGAAACAACGCUGAAAAUGGACACAGUAGCACAGGAGGACAAAACGAAGCUGCUGAAACAAGCCUUCCUGGAGUUCUGCCGGAACCGCGUGAUGGAGGCCCAGAAGAUAACGGAUGAGCUCUUUCCAGAUGACGGCGAGGGCGGGGUGAGAGGGGAGCUGGACACACUGGUUACUCAGAUCGACCUGGACCUGGUGGACGAUUACCCCGCCUCAGAUCCUCGCUGGGCCGAGUCUGUGCCUGACGAGAACGCCGGCUUUCCGUUGACCUCUCUGAUCCUGCUGCACCAGCUGGAGGACAAAAUGAAAGCUCACCACUUCUUCAUGGACUUCCUGCUGCAGACCGGGCUCCUGGACCGUCUCACCUGGACGACAGUGCGCUCGUCUCCCAUGGCGACGCGGCUGCUGCUGUGCGAACACGCUGAGAAGCUGUCAGCGGCCGUCGCUCUGAAGAACCAUCACAGCAAGCAGCCGGAGCUGGUGAACGCCGCCAUCGCCGUCACGCUGAGUAAAACCGCCAAGAGCGUCCCCUCCAGCCUCACACCUGCUGACGUCUUCUUCAGAGAGGUGUCUCGGAUCUCGUCGAUCUUCGAGUCUCUGCUGGACGAGGAGGAGAAGUGUCUGAAGGAGAACCCUGUGACCUCUGUGAAGUGGGCGGAAGUCGUGCUCAGCGUCAACAUCAUCAUCAAGGAAAUGCUCCAAGCGGCAACACAGUACAGAGAGACUAAAGCAUCCCUCUACAGGGCAGCAGAAAACGCCCCACCGGAGCCAGAGUACAUCCCAUGGACAGCCUCGGGUGGAGUGGGUGGAGUUCGUACAGUCAUCACCCGGCAGCAUGACGUGAUCCUGCGCAGCGUGUAUCCUCAUGCCGACUCGGGACUCCGUAGCACUCUCAGCGAGCAGCUGGUGGCGCUGUUGGACUCGCUACUCGGCGGCUACGUGGCCCAACUGACCUCGCUGCGUCGCCCCCGGCAGCAAGAGCGCUACGACGCACUGGAGAUGGAGUACACGCAGCGGCGCUCCGAACUGCUCACACCGCUACUUGAGCUGGGUCAGUAUCAGUGGGUGGCAGCGUUGGCUGAGAAAUAUUGUGAUUUUGACAUCCUGGUGCAGAUGUGUGAGCAGACGGACAACCAGACUCGCCUACAGCACUACAUGACUAAAUUUGCUGACCAGAAUUUCGCCGACUUCCUGUUCCGCUGGUACAUGGAGAAGGGGAAGAGAGGGAAGCUGUUGUCUCAGCCCAUCGCUCAGCACCAGCAGCUUGCCAGCUUCCUGCAGGCCCAUGAGCACCUGAGCUGGCUGCACCACAUCCACGUGCAGGACUUCCAGAGUGCCCACCACACCCUGUACAGCCAGGCUAACUCGGAGACGCGCUACUUCAGCAAGAAGAAAACCCUGCUAGCGCUGAGCAAACUUACAGCUUUGGCCUCAGACAUGCCCGAACCGCUGCAGCGCCAACAAGUGAACGAUAUUGUGGAGCAGGAGCGUUUCCUCCUUCAUCAGGAGACUCUUCCUAAACAGCUGCUGGAGGACAAGCAGCAGAACAUGGACACCAUGCCUCUACUGAGUGCCCAUAAUCUUGUUAAUCUGUAUAUAUGUGAUGAAAACCGUGGCGCUAAUGAGUACGACUUCAAGAAAGCCCUCGACCUGUUGGAGUACAUCGACAAGGAAGAUGCUGUGGAUGUUGCAGCUCUGAAGUGUGCAAUUUUCAGCAAAGCCUUGAAGAAAGACUGGAAAGAAAAUUGGGAAGCCUCAGAUGGCAGUGAUGAUCCUUUGGAGGCGGCGAGCGACAGCAUCUUUGUUAAAAUUCUCCAAAAACUCAUUCAAGAAGGGGUUCCUCUGCACGAGUAUCUACCCGAUGUAAAGGAGCUGCUGCAGGUGGAUGAGUUGAACUGCCUCAAAUCUAAACUUUUUGAGUUCUUACUGAGAGCCAACUAUGAGCACUUCAUCCAGUCUCAGAUCUGACCCAGGCUUUCUGUCCUGACUUUUUACGUGCUCUUCUCUCUCCAUGUGGGUUUUGUUUUUGUUGUUGUUGUUUUUUUUUGAAUAAAUGAUGUAUUUGUGUA